Molecule: messenger RNA, 1538 nt
Organism: Amblyraja radiata (thorny skate)
Lineage: Eukaryota; Metazoa; Chordata; Chondrichthyes; Rajiformes; Rajidae
Gene: prim1
Product: DNA primase subunit 1
Exons: 13
Coding region: 53-1312 (419 amino acids)
Biological process (GO): DNA replication, synthesis of primer
Source: RefSeq, a predicted model, not a curated record
CGGAGAGCAGUUCUGGUUGAGCGCAUUUGGCGGGUUUAUUUUCCACUCCGAAAUGGCGUUGACCGAGAGCCGGUAUGAUGCAUCCGAGUUACCAGACUUACUCCCCGUUUAUUACAGGCGCCUCUUCCCGUAUCCUCAGUACUUCAGGUGGCUGAGUUAUGGCGGUGUCCCGAAGAACUACUUCCAGAAUCGAGAAUUCUCCUUCACCCUGAAAGAUGACAUCUAUGUACGCUACCAGUCCUUUAACAAUCAGAAUGAAUUGGAGAAAGAAAUGCAGAAAAUGGUCCCUUACAAGAUCGACCUUGGAGCUGUCUAUUCCCACAAGCCCAGUCAGCAUAACUCUGUGAAGUCAGGAGCCUUCCAGGCAGAAAGUAAAGAAUUGGUCUUUGAUAUUGAUAUGACAGAUUAUGAUGAUGUCCGAACCUGUUGCAGCUCUGCAGACAUUUGCCGUAAAUGUUGGACACUGAUGACCAUUGCUAUCAAGAUUCUGGAUAGAGCAUUGGAUGAGGACUUUGGAUUCCUGCAUUGUCUCUGGGUAUAUUCUGGUCGAAGAGGGGUGCAUUGCUGGGUCUGUGAUGAAGCAGCACGAGGACUUUCCCAGGCAGCUCGAUCAGCUGUUGCCGAGUACCUGAGUGUGGUCAAAGGUGGGAUCGAUACCAUCAAGAAAGUACAACUGACUCGAUCCAUUCAUCCUUCAAUUGAGGAAGCUCUCACUGUGAUAAAUGGUUAUUUUGAAGAAUACGCUGUAAAUAAACAAGAUCUCUUUGGCACAAAAGAAAAUUGGCAGAAGAUCCUAGCUUUGGUCCCCGAAAAUUUGCAAGACGGAUUACAAAAGGAUUUUCUCAAAGCAAGAAGUUCAGCUGAGCGUUGGAAAAUGUUGCAAAUUGAGUUGAAGCGUUCAAUGGAUUCUAAGAAAUCUAUGGAAGAGAUAAAACUGCAGUACUGCUACCCUCGUCUGGAUGUGAACGUCAGUAAAAGUAUCAACCAUCUUCUGAAAAGCCCGUUCUCUGUUCAUCCAAAAACAGGACGCAUUUCAGUGCCCAUUGAUGUGAAGAAUCUGGAUACGUUUGACCCCUUUUCUGUGCCCACAAUAAGUUUUCUUUGCAAGGAGCUUGAUCAUAAAAUUGAGGAUGAGCAAGUGAAUGCAGACACUGAGAAUGGUGCAGAACCAGAGGUGAAGCGUCGAACCAGAGAUUAUAAGAAAACAAGUCUCCUGGGGCCUAUCAAGAUCUUUGAGCAAUUCCUAGAUGAGAUGGAGCAGUCACGAAAGGGUUUGCUGCUAGAACAGAGUGAUAGAGAAAGAGAUUUUUGAUUAUAAGACCAUCAUAUUUCAAGACCUGGAGCCCACUUGCCUUCCAUCUUGUCUUCUGCACUUCACUUCUGUAACUGCAAUACAUAUUUUUCAGUAUUUAACAAAAUGGUUUUCAUCAGCUCUCAAUGGCUUUCAUCUGACAUGGCCAUAACAACAAAUCAAAUCUACAAAUUCGAGCCCUUUUUGUAAUCAUCAAGUUAUCUAAUAAAAUCUGUGUAUAUGUGUA